AUGCACCACGGCCACCACCACCACCAUCACGCCGUCACCAUCUCCACCGAGAGCAAGGUGCACCUCAAGUCGCACCACGGCAAGUUCCUCUGCGCCGAGCCCUCCGGCAAGGUCGUCGCCGACCGGUCGGACUGCAAGGAGUGGGAGACGUGGACCAUGCGCACCACCAACGGCAGGGCCACCUUCCAAUCGGCCCACGGCAAGUACCUCUGCGCCGAGCCGUCGGGCAAGCUGGUAGCCGACCGCUCCAGCCCCUCCGAUUGGGAGCACUUCCACGUCGUCCACCAGGGCGCCCACGUGGCGCUGAGGACGCACCACGGCAAGUACGUAUGCGCCGAGCAGAAGGACUACAAGGCUGUCGCCGACCGCUCAAAGGUUGAUAUUUGGGAGAAGUGGCAGAUCAUCACCGUAGCCACUGUGACCCACCACCCGGUGCACUACGCGCCGCCUCCUGCGUUUGGUGGCUACCCUCCGGCGCCCUCCAGCGGCUAUCCUCCGCAGUCGGGCGGUUAUCCUCCCCAGCAGGGGUACCCGCAGCAGGGCUACCCUCCCCCGUCAGGUGGCUAUCCCCCACAGCAGGGCUACCCCACUGGCCUGAACCCGCCUGGCCAGUAUCCCCCUGGCCACUACUAA
Messenger RNA from Acanthamoeba castellanii str. Neff, 633 nucleotides. Its product is annotated as peroxidase. NCBI's taxonomy places the organism in Eukaryota, Discosea, Longamoebia, Acanthamoebidae. Gene Ontology annotation, cellular component: cytoplasm; actin cytoskeleton. The record is from RefSeq and is a predicted model, not a curated record. Gene Ontology annotation, biological process: actin filament bundle assembly; cell migration; establishment or maintenance of cell polarity. The transcript is spliced from 4 exons. Gene Ontology annotation, molecular function: protein-macromolecule adaptor activity; actin filament binding. Bases 1 to 633 code for a protein of 210 amino acids.